Molecule: messenger RNA, 1365 nt
Organism: Acaulospora morrowiae
Lineage: Eukaryota; Fungi; Glomeromycota; Glomeromycetes; Diversisporales; Acaulosporaceae
Source: the annotation of a GenBank genome assembly
GAUUACUUCCGACAAUUCUGGAAGAUUUGCUUGCUGCACGCAAGAGAGCGAAAGCUGACCUGAAGAAGGAAACGGAUCCAUUUAAGAAGGCAGUUUUAGAUGGAAGACAACUGGCUUUAAAGAUGAGCGCAAACUCGGUCUACGGGUUCACAGGAGCAACUGCUGGCAAAUUGCCAUGCAUCGAAAUAUCAGCAAGUGUCACAGCUUACGGACGACAAAUGAUCGAACGAACUAAACAGGAAGUGGAAAGUCAUUUUUCUAUCAUCAACGGUUACAAACAUGAUGCUCAUGUCAUCUACGGAGAUACUGAUUCGGUCAUGAUAAAAUUUGGUGUGGAUAACUUGACCGAUGCCAUGAAAUUAGGCCGGGAAGCGUCCAAGUACGUCACGGAAAAAUUUAUUGAACCAAUAAAACUGGAAUUCGAAAAGGUUUACUUCCCAUACUUACUAAUAAGUAAGAAACGUUAUGCCGGUCUUUAUUGGACCAAUCCUAAUAAAUGGGACAAAUUAGAUACAAAAGGAAUAGAAACUGUUCGACGAGAUAGCUGUCUUCUGGUGCAGAAUGUAAUAGAAACGUGUCUGCGAAAAAUCUUAAUUGAUAGAGAUGUAGUAGGGGCCGAAGAAUACGCGAAGAAGACUAUCUCCGACUUGCUUCAAAACAAGAUUGACAUGUCACAAUUGGUCAUAACCAAGGCUUUGAGUAAAUCAGAUUAUGCCAGUAAACAGCCGCAUUCUUGUUUGGCUGAACGUAUGCGCAAACGUGAUCCUGGUUCUGCACCUACACUUGGCGAUCGUGUUGCAUACGUUAUUGUGAAGGCUACAAAAAAUGCACCUGCUUACGAAAAAUCUGAAGAGCCAAUAUAUGUACUCGAAAAUAGUAUCCCGAUCGAUACCAGCUAUUACCUAGAAAAUCAACUUUCUAAACCGUUAAUGCGAAUUUUUGAACCGAUUUUGGGAGACAAAGCUAAUUCUCUACUUGCCGGAGAGCACACUCGUAUCAUUCAGAAUACGACACCUACAAUUGGUGGCUUGAUGAAAUUUGCAGUUAAGACACCUACUUGUCUGGGCUGUAAAACUCCAUUAUCGAAAAGUGAUGCAGCCGUGUGCAAACAUUGUAAACCAAAACUUGGUGAACUAUUCCAGAAACAGUUGGAUGUUGUAAAUUCACUCGAAACUCAUUUUGCACGACUUUGGACACAGUGCCAGAGAUGUCAAGGAAGUUUACACCAAGAUAUUCUUUGCAGUUCUCGAGAUUGUCCUAUAUGGUACAUGAGAAAGAAAGCUCAAAAGGAUGUAGCAGACGCAACUAGCAUAUUGGAAAGAUUUAACCGCGCAUGGAUGCUACAACCUUCUUCUAAGAGGCAAG